Amaranthus tricolor (Joseph's coat) is the source of this 1730-nucleotide messenger RNA. Its product is annotated as anthocyanidin 3-O-glucosyltransferase 7-like. The transcript is spliced from 3 exons. Lineage: Eukaryota; Viridiplantae; Streptophyta; Magnoliopsida; Caryophyllales; Amaranthaceae. Bases 253 to 1665 code for a protein of 470 amino acids. The record is from RefSeq and is a predicted model, not a curated record. Gene Ontology annotation, molecular function: UDP-glycosyltransferase activity.
CUUAGUUACAGGCUUGUAGCAGAUCCACCAAUAAAUAGAGGGGUAAAAUACGCUGUAAUAAGACUGACCACAAGCUUUAAGUUCGCAACCUACUUUUCAUAAUUUCAUUUCUGUUGGCGUACUCACAUGAAAUGUCGUCGUAUCUUUAACCAUCACAAAUUCUACCUUCCCUUUACAAUUCUUAUGAAGUAUUAUUUUCUUCAUCAUUAAAAUUUAAACAAACAUCAGAAUCAGAUCAGAUAGAACUCAAAAAUGUCAGUUUUGAAUCCCCAAAACCCAACAUCAUCAGAUCUUCAUGUGGCUGUAUUUGGGUUUCCAUUUGGAACUCAUGCCACACCCCUUUUCAACAUUACUAAGAAGCUAUCCUCACUUGCACCCAAUAUCAUUUUCUCAUUUUUCAGUACUAAUCAGUCUAACAAUAAAACCUUUUCAAGGUCUAAAAAUGGUGAACAUCAUCAAAACUUGUUUCCAAACAUUAAGGCCUAUGAUAUUUGGGAUGGAUUGCCUCAAGGGUAUGUUUUUAAGGGAAAUCCUUUGGAAAUGAUUGAGUAUUUUAUGGUUUCAGCCCCCGAUUCGUUGCGAAAGGCGGUUGCCGUGGCUGAGGAUGAGAUAGGGAUGAAGGUGAAUUGCAUGAUUGGGGAUGCUUUCUUGUGGUUUGUUGUGGAGAUGGCUCAAGAGAAAGGUGUCAAUUGGGUUCCUGUUUUCAUGUCUGAAGAACAUUCACUUUCAUGUCAUGUUUAUACUGAUCUUAUUAGGGAAAAAGUUGGAAUUCAAGAUAUAGCUGAAAGAAAGAAAGAUGAAGUGUUAGAUUUCAUUCCAGGAAUGUCAAAGAUCAGAGUAGGAGAUUUACCACAAGGUGUAGUUGUUGGAGAUUUGGAAUCCAUUUUCUCAAAGAUUGUUCACCAAAUGGGUCGAGUAUUGCCUCGCGCGACAGCAGUCUGUGUUAGUUCAUGUGACGAAUUCAAGUCAGAGACACUAAAAGAUCUAAAGUCCAAGCUACCAAACUUGCUUUCUGUUGGACCACCAAGUCUGAUAAUGCCACCCUCAAAUACUACUACUAGUGAUCAAAACAUCUGCCUAGCUUGGCUUGAUAAACAGCUACACACAGAUUCAGUUGUUGCUUAUGUUAGCUUUGGCUCAGUUGUGACCCCUAAUCCUUCUGAAAUUACAGCUUUAGCUCAUGGUUUGGAAGCAAGUGGAGUCAGCUUUUUAUGGUCUCUUAAGGACAAUCUUAAGGACCAUCUACCACAAGGAUUUAUUGAGAACAACAAGCAAAAAGGCAAAGGGAUGAUAGUAGCGUGGGCGCCACAAACACAAGUAUUGGCCCAUAAUGCAGUUGGUGUGUUUAUAACACAUUUUGGGUGCAACUCCAUAAUGGAAAGUAUAGCUGCUGGUGUUCCCAUGAUCGGAAGGCCAUUUAUCGGCGAGCAAAAGUUAAACGGACGACUGGUUGAGGCUAUGUGGGAGAUAGGUUUGGAAGUUGAAGGCGGAGUUUUCACCAAGGAUGGUAUAAUUAAGGGCUUGGAUCAAAUUCUAAAGGGUCAUCAAGGUCUGAAAAUGAAACAAAACAUUGCAGGUUUUAAAACACUUUUAGAAAAGGCCAUCAGUCCACAAGGAAGCUGCAAUGAUAAUUUUAACAAGUUGUUGAAUAUAGUGACCAAGUAAGAUAGAUUGCUAGGGUAUGAACCUAAUCAAAUGGAGUUUUUUUCUUUUUUCUUUUUUUUUUUUUU